GAAUAAAUAAAUAAAAAUCUUUAAAAAAAAUACUAAAAUAUGUAGCACUUGGUAUGUGCCAAGCGUUGUUCUAAAUCUUUACAAUUAUUGGUUCAUUUGUCAUCGUCCCGGCUUUAUAGAUGAGGAAACAGCAUAGAGAAGAGUUCUGCUCUUGAUUACAAAGCUGGUAGGUGGGGGUUUGAAACCAGGCUGUCCCCAUUAUGUUUGUUUGGUUCUGUCUUCUUCCUUGCCAUAUUCCCAAUGUCUAGAAUACUGUCUGUCAUAUAGGAGGUGCUUAAGCAAAUCCCCGUGAAGCUCAUGUUCUAAUGGUGCAAGACUCGCAGUAAACAAGAAUGCGAGACUGCUUCUGAUGGGUCUUAAAAAAAAAAUCUUAUCCCUCUUAUGGCUUCCCGUUCUGUCUAGAAUGAAGCAUGAGCUCUGUUCCUGGCAGAGGAGGCCCUACGGCAUCUGGCCCCCCACCUACCUCUCCCUGCCUCACACCUCCUACGCUCCCAACACACUGCCAGUUUGCAUUCCUCCAACACACCGAAUUAGGUCCCGCUUCCGGGCCUUUGCAACAGCCGUGCCCUCCACCAGAAAGCUCUUUGCUUUGCUAUUCGUAUGGCCGGCUCCUUUUGGUCAGCAAAAUUGUUACCUCCGACGAAAGGAUUUCGUUCCCGCCCAUCCAGAGAAAGCAACCCGUCAGCCACUGCUUAACACAUUCCCUUCACCCCGGGGUGUGCGCGUCCUAGGUCGCUGUUUAUUUAUCCUUCAGGGUGUCUGUAUGCCAUCCUUCAAAACUCCCAGCUCUAGCCACUGGAUGGAGCCAGUGUAACCUACCUCCCAGCCUUUGUGCGCGCCGGGCAAUUCUGCCACGCAUCCCGUCUUCCUAUUCAAUUACACCUGUAAACCCGAUGCUGCCCUUAGGUUUCAAGACACCAAAUUCCGGCCUGCCAGAAUUUUCCUCAGUUGGGCAGUUCCCCUCCCCGCCAUAAGGAAAAUGGUUUUCGAAGUCUCGGGAAUGACGGCCUCCGCAGAACAAACACAGUGACCUGCGCUAAGGGUUCAUACGCACUCCUCAGGCCCCUUCUUAGGCGCGCCCCACCUCUCCCUGUGCCUCUCUCCCCUUGCCCACGCCCCAAGGUAGGGGCCUGGUGUGAAUGUUCCAGCCGAAGUGAUCUGCACCCGAAGGCUUCCUUCUGGCUCCUGGGCAAGCCGGCCCCAGUGAGCUCAGCCUUCUCAUAUCUCUGCCUUUUCCCAAGAAGAGCAGGAAAUGGCCAAACCCCAGGGACUCGUGACAUUCGAGGACGUGGCUGUGGAUUUCACCCCGGAGGAGUGGCAGUACCUGAACCCUCCACAGAAGACUCUCUACAGAGAAGUCAUGCUGGAGACCUACAGCAACGUGGUCUCUGUGGCAGGGCCACAGGCUACCAAACCGGACCUCGUCCUCAAAUUGGAGGUAGAAGAGCCACGCCCGGCAGAAACCAAAAUCUCCUGUUGGAGCUUUCCAGAAGCAGCCUGUCAAAUUGAUGAACAGAUAGAGAGACAGCACCAGGAUGACCAAGAUAGAUAUCUGUUGAUGCAAGUUGGAUUCCCUGACAAAAAAACAGUUAUCACCAAGACCGUCCAGGACUAUAAUGAAUUUGGAAAUGCACUUCAUCUGAAUACAAACCUUGUUGCUUCGAUACAAAGGUCCCACAAACAUGAGCCAUUUGGAAAUAAUAUGGUGGAUAGUUUAGACUUAUUUACCAGAAGUUCUGUAGGAAAGAAACAUGAUAAUGGAUGUGCAAAAUUAUUCUUCCAUACGGAGUAUGAGAAAACAACUCCUGGAGGAAAGCCCCACGGGUAUAAAGAGUGUGGGAAGGCCCUCAGGCGAAAGAAAGGGCUUAGUCUACAGGAGAGAAUUAAAAAUGGAGAGAAACCCUUCGAAUGCACCGCCUGUAGGAAAACCUUCAGCAAGAAGUCACACCUCAUUGUGCAUUGGAGAACUCAUACGGGAGAGAAACCCUUUGGAUGCACUGAAUGUGGAAAAGCCUUUAGCCAAAAAUCUCAGCUCAUUAUACACUUGAGAAGUCAUACAGGAGAGCGACCCUUUGAGUGUCCAGAAUGUGGAAAAGCCUUCAGGGAAAAGUCAACCGUCAUCAUACAUUACAGGACUCAUACAGGAGAGAAGCCUUAUGAAUGUAAUGAAUGUGGAAAAGCCUUCACUCAGAAGUCAAACCUCAUUGUCCACCAGAAAACCCACACAGGCGAGAAAACUUACGAAUGCACUAAAUGUGGGGAAUCUUUCAUACAGAAGCUUGAUCUAAUUAUACAUCAUGGUACUCAUACAGGAAAGAAACCCCAUGAAUGUAACGAGUGUAAGAAAACUUUCAGUGAUAAGUCAACUCUCAUUAUACAUCAAAGGACUCAUACGGGGGAGAAACCUCAUAAAUGUACCGAAUGCGGGAAGUCUUUCAAUGAGAAGUCAACCCUCAUCGUGCAUCAGCGAACUCAUACAGGAGAGAAACCCUACGAAUGUGACGUGUGUGGGAAAACCUUCACCCAAAAAUCAAACCUUGGUGUACAUCAGCGAACUCAUUCAGGAGAGAAACCUUUUGAAUGUAACGAAUGUGAGAAAGCAUUCUCUCAGAAAUCCUAUCUCAUGCUCCACCAGAGGGGUCAUACAGGAGAGAAGCCCUAUGAAUGCAGUGAAUGUGAAAAAGCAUUUUCCCAGAAAUCAUACCUCAUUAUACAUCAAAGAACUCAUACGGAAGAAAAGCCCUAUAAAUGUAACGAAUGUGGCAAAGCCUUCAGAGAAAAGUCCAAGCUCAUUAUACAUCAGAGAAUUCACACAGGAGAGAAACCCUAUGAAUGUCCCGUAUGUUGGAAAGCUUUCAGCCAAAAGUCCCAGCUCAUAAUACAUCAGCGAACACACACAGGGGAGAAACCCUAUGCGUGCUCAGAGUGUGGCAAAGCCUUCAGAGAAAAAUCCACAUUCACUGUGCACCAGAGAACUCAUACCGGAGAGAAACCCUAUAAGUGUGCAGAAUGUGGGAAGGCCUUUACCCAAAAAUCAAACCUGAUCGUACAUCAGAGAACACACACGGGAAAGAAGGCCCACGGGAAGGGCCACAGCCGGAAGGCAAAGCUCAUUGCACAUUAGAGAGUAGAUCGAGGGUGCCUGUUAACGUUCACGGAGGGAAAGUUUUGUCCGUUUAAUUAACAUUUUAAAAGUACCUUCCGAUUUC
Ailuropoda melanoleuca (giant panda) is the source of this 3209-nucleotide messenger RNA. It is a transcript of the gene ZNF182, whose product is annotated as zinc finger protein 182. Gene Ontology annotation, molecular function: RNA polymerase II cis-regulatory region sequence-specific DNA binding; DNA-binding transcription repressor activity, RNA polymerase II-specific. Gene Ontology annotation, biological process: embryo development; regulation of cytokine production; regulation of immune system process. Gene Ontology annotation, cellular component: nucleus; nucleoplasm. The transcript is spliced from 6 exons. The record is from RefSeq and is a predicted model, not a curated record. Lineage: Eukaryota; Metazoa; Chordata; Mammalia; Carnivora; Ursidae. The coding region runs from base 1253 to 3124 and encodes 623 amino acids.